Caenorhabditis sp. 36 PRJEB53466 is the source of this 667-nucleotide messenger RNA. The record is from the annotation of a GenBank genome assembly. Lineage: Eukaryota; Metazoa; Nematoda; Chromadorea; Rhabditida; Rhabditidae.
AUGUCCCCACUUCUUCUUCUUCUUCUCCUUCUGAUUCACUUCACAUCCUCAGCAAUCAUUCCCAUUCCGCUGCCAAGCCCUCCCAACCCGAUUCCCGAACCUCCGACGGUAAGAAUGAUUCCCGAUGACGUCGUGAUCACUAAUCUUUUUCAGGUGAGCCUCACCGCUCUCACAGCUGAAAAACAGACGCCCACCACUUUGAAAGUUACUUCAGCUGCCGAUCAUCUGCCGAGAAACGAAACAAAACUGUCUCGGAACCGGGUCCGACUGCAUUCGCACAAUUCAAAAUCGUCGAAAACUCGGGAAGUGGAGAUUCUGGAUGCGAAAUGCAAUGAUGAAAGUUUACAGGAAAUCAUGCAGGAUGUAGGUUCAAAGUGAGAAAGAGAAAUAAUGAGAGAAAGAGUGAUUUGAGGCGAUGACUCCGAGUCUGAGCACGUCCAAAAUGGUGAUUUCGGAAAGGGCGACUCGUGAUUUUGGCACUCCGUUCGACGUGAUCUGUGCCAGAGGCCACUUCUCCUACUACGUGGAAGCUUCUACGUACUGUGAAGUCACCCAGAACGACGUCACCUGCUUCGCGUACAGAUCGUCGGCGAACAUCGAAGCCGACAGUGGCCGGAACAGAUUAAGACGCGAACUAUCAAAACGAAGAAGAAGAAGGCCGAACUAA